AUGGCUGCUGCUGCUACUACUACAAGCUAUCCAUACACAAGCCAAAACUCAUCUUCUCAAAGAUCAGUGGCCAUGGUGCUUGCUCUAGUAUCUGCAAUUGUUCUUUCACCUAUCUAUACAAACCCUAGAAAAAGCAGUGAUGCACGAUACCAUGAAGCAAAAUGGAGCUCUGGGUUUGUUCUUCCCAUGAUUCUUGCCGGACUUAUCAUUGCCAUCAAAACCACUUCUUCAUCAUCAUCGAGUUCGUCAGCUUCUUCGUUGUCGUCGACUCGAGGAUAUUCUUCUAUUCCUUCUUCUGAUCCUUCGUGGGUUCUGAGAAUUGGGAGCUCGUCCUGGGGGCUUGCUGGGGUUUUGGUGAUGCUAAUGUUUGUGCUUUCUUGGCAAGGUUCUGUUCAUGAAUUCUUGUGGAGAUAG
Messenger RNA from Pyrus x bretschneideri (Chinese white pear), 414 nucleotides. RefSeq lists its product as uncharacterized. NCBI's taxonomy places the organism in Eukaryota, Viridiplantae, Streptophyta, Magnoliopsida, Rosales, Rosaceae. The transcript has a single exon. The record is from RefSeq and is a predicted model, not a curated record. Bases 1 to 414 code for a protein of 137 amino acids.